AUGCAAAGGGUGAGGGAGGGUGCCUCUGCCACCCCGACGCCCAGCUUGGACGAAUUAUUGGGGAACGAGCCCGCUCCAGACCCCGAAGUCUUAGAGAAAAGGGCACAAAGAAUCCGGCUUGCGACAGAACGAGCCAAGGAGGAAGCCGACCGAAACCCACGGGUCAGCCUCGACUUAGCCUACAAGCGACAGUACAAAGCGCUAGCACAACAGAUGAGACACCACGACCAAGUGCUCGAAGCCACCAUGCUCGCCUUGGAAGAACAAUCACGCACGGGACAACCGGCACGGUAUACGGACGGAGCUCAGGAAAAUUUCAUAUCACCACGAAUGGUGAACGAACUCGACAUACCAUGGGCUUACAAGAAAGACCCUUACGAAUUGCGUACGGUAGAAGGGAAACCGGUCCAGUACGACGGAGGAAUUAUCAACCGAGAGACGUCGCGAAUCUCUCUCAUGGUUAACUCCAAGGAAACACCGAUCACUUUGGAUAUCACCGACACGGCGGGACACGACGUGAUAUUAGGACUACCAUGGCUACGGAAGUACAACCCUACCAUCGAUUGGUUCACUGGCCAGCUGAUUUGGACAACGAGGCCCAAUCAGGAACGAUCGAAGAAGGACUCAGCCUCUACCGCUCCUCAAAGACAGGACGCACGCGAGUCACGAACCCACAGAGCGCUACUGUACCUAAAGAAGGACACGCCUGAAGGGAUUACGACGAUACCAGAAGAGUACCGCCAGUACAGCAAACUGUUCCAGAAGGAAUUAGAAACAGGACUACCGCCACACUCGCACUACGACCAUGAGAUACCCCUCAAACCAGGGACGCAGCCGAAAUUUCAGAAAAUCUACGGACUGAAUGAACUACAGCUAAACGAGCUGAAGAAGUACCUUGAGGAGAACCUCAGGAAGGGAUAUAUUCGACCGUCACAAUCACCAGCAGGAUAUCCUAUCCUCUGGGUACCCAAGAAGAACGGCGAAUGGAGAAUGUGCGUUGACUAUCGACAACUCAACGACAUCACGAUCAAGAACAGGUAUCCGUUACCAUUGAUCACCGAACUCCGCGACAGGUUACAUGGCGCCAACUGGUUCACUGCGUUGGACCUACCGGGUGCCUACAACCUCAUACGCAUCAAGGAGGGAGACGAGUGGAAAACAGCCUUUCGUACCCGACUAGGACACUACGAGUACCUCGUAAUGCCCUUCGGCCUCACGAACGCGCCUGCCUCGUUCCAAAACAUGAUCAACGAUGUGUUACGGAAGUACCUAGACGACUUUGUUAUCGUCUACCUUGACGACAUCCUGAUUUACUCCAAAACCUUGGAGCAACAUCGGAAGCACGUCCAUCAGGUGCUGCAAGCCCUACAGGACGCGAAUCUAUUGGUCAACCCAGACAAGAGUCAGUUUCAUGUCCAGGAGGUGGUUUACCUCGGACAUUUGAUCAAACCCGGACAAGUCCAGAUGGACCCAGCGAAAUUAGAGGCAGUCAAGGACUGGCCUGUACCAACGAAUGUCAAGGAAGUGCAAUCUUUCCUUGGAUUCGCCAAUUACUACCGGAGGUACCUGAAGGGUUACGGAGGGCUGACGAUCCCCUUAACCAACCUCACGAAGAAAGAUACCAAGUUCGAAUGGACACCCGAGUGCCAAGCAGCCUUUGACCAGGUUAAAAAGAACAUGCUUGAAGAACCAGUCACACGAAUGGCCGACCCAGACCGACCAUAUGAAUUGGAAACCGACGCAUCCGACUAUGCCCUGGGAGGACAACUCGGACAGCGCGACAACGACGGAAAGCUCCAUCCAGUAGCAUAUUUUUCGAAAAAGCUACACGGACCAGAACUCAACUAUCAAAUCCAUGACAAGGAACUCAUGGCGAUUAUUGAGUGUUUCAAAGAAUGGAGACCAUACCUAAGUGGCACACAACACCCCAUCACGGUGUUCACCGACCACAAGAAUCUGACAUACUUCACGACGUCGAAAGAACUCAACAAAAGACAGACACGAUGGGCCGAAUUCCUCUCGGAAUUCAACUUCAAAAUCGUGUACCGCAAAGGAUCUGAAAACGGCAGAGCAGACGCACUCAGCCGAAGGCCAGACCACGAACAGGAGAUACCUGCAGAAACACAAGCCAUCCUGCAGAUGCGAACCGACGGGAGCAUGGGAGGCGUUCCUCGACAGAUCGCACUCACCAAACUCGUCACACCGCCAGACACGGCAAAAGAACAAGAGAUCUACCAGCAGUACGACCACGAUCCCUACAUCAAGGAAAAACCACCUAAAGGAUCGUUGGUCAGAUAUAAUGGACGACUCUACGUACCCCCAGCACUGAGGGAAAAGUACGUACGGGAAAUACAUGAGGCCAAAGCCCAUGGGCAUGAAGGAAUCACACGGACCAAGGCAAGAGUCCGAGAAACGUACGACUUCCCCGGACUCGACGGGAUAGUCAGGAAGGUGCGGAAAUCAUGCCACGAAUGCAACAGCAACAAGGCAUCAAGACAUCCACCUUACGGGGAACUGCAGCCUAUCCCCAUACCAGAACAACCCUGGUAUUCAGUGGCUAUGGACUUUGUGGUCAAGUUACCCAAGUCCAAGGACCCGGCCACUGGAGUCGAGUACGAUAGCGUUUUGGUGAUACCAGAACGGCUCACCAAAUAUGCGUACUUCCUCCCAUUUAACGAAUCACACACGGCAGAACAACUCGCGUUCACGUUCCUACGGAUAGUUGUGGCUAACCACGGAUUGCCACACGAAAUCAUUACGGACCGAGGAAGCACCUUUGCAUCCAAGUUCUACACGUCCUUGAUGGGACAAUUAGGAGCCAACCAAAAACUGUCUACGGCGUACCAUCCACAGACAGACGGACAAACCGAGCGUCUGAAUCAGGUGCUAGAAGCAUAUUUGCGCAACUACGUCAACUACGACCAAGACAACUGGGUAGAGCUGCUACCACUCGCACAAUUUGCAUACAACAGCGCACCAACUGAGACAACCAAAGUCUCACCGUUUUUCGCCAACUAUGGCCGAAACCCGGAAGCAUACCGACAACCACGAGACAAGGUCAACGCAGAAUCCGCAAUUCUCAAGGCAGAACACCUUAAGAAACUGCAUGCAUCCUUGAAAGCGGAGCUUGAAUUGUACAGAAAAUCUCGACAUCCAACUACAGACUGUCACUACCAAAAACGAUGCGAAUUCAUCCAGUUUUUCACGUUUCCCUACUGGAACCAGCCCCUCCAGGAGUACGGCUGGAAGAACCAGUGGAAGUAG
Thyridium curvatum is the source of this 3264-nucleotide messenger RNA. RefSeq lists its product as uncharacterized. The record is from RefSeq and is a predicted model, not a curated record. Bases 1 to 3264 code for a protein of 1087 amino acids. Gene Ontology annotation, biological process: DNA integration. Gene Ontology annotation, molecular function: nucleic acid binding. The transcript is spliced from 3 exons. NCBI's taxonomy places the organism in Eukaryota, Fungi, Ascomycota, Sordariomycetes, Thyridiales, Thyridiaceae.